AUGCCAGAAAUUAUUUUCUUGAGAGACUUGUUACGACAGGCGUUAAUAGCACCAAUUGUUAGUGCUCCUAUAGUUCACACAGUGGGGACAGGAAUACAGGGUAUUCCUAUGUCUAAUAUUAAAGCUACUAUUGGCACAGUACCAACAUCUGCGAAGGAAAUAGCAUUAUGGCUUAAUGAAAAAACACAUGCGUUAGAUGGGGUUUACCCAACUCAAACUGCAGUUCAGAGACAGGGGCUAGUAAAUGCAUUACUGCCCUCUGGACUGUCAAUUACACAAGCUGAAGCUGAAAACUGGGAUAUUGUAAUAUCCACUCUAUAUGAAAAGACUUAUGGCAAAGUGACGAUUUCUACACUGUCAGACACACUGGCGGGAGUGAAUACAAAGUCAGGGAUUAUAGCAGCAUAUAAUUUAGGGAUGAGAUUCACAAGCAGAAAUCAUUCCAUGGUUUGGGGUUGCUUGAAACCACUAGUAAAAGGUCAAGCAUUAAUACUUGACAUAGAAAGAAGGUUGCAUGGAUUGACCGAAAAUGAGAAAAGUGAUAGAAUGCCUGAAAUCCUAAGGAGCACAUACACACUUUUAGGUAAGGAUCUUACAGGAGAGGGGUAUAAAAGCAAAGAAAAAGCAGGAAACAAAGAUAGGAAAAGCAAUGCAGCAUUUACCCCUAGAAGAGACAGGCAAAAGCAAGAUAGGAGAAGUUCUACAUUCAUAAAAAGGGAAUCUAGACCAUCUACAUCUAUAGAUGGAACUAACAGGGAUUAUUCUCGUCCCUCAUAUAGGACAUAUCAAAGGGAAAAAGAACAGACUACAGAGAUAGAUCGUACUGAAAGAUAUCAGUCAACUUCCAAAGGAGAAGCCCCAAGAUAUUUAGAAUUUCCUGGAUAUAGCGGAGGAUAUAGAUUGAGACCAAGGGUUAAAGGCCCAGACAAAUACGGAGGAUCCCCAGGACAAGUCAGGGAUAGAGACAGAACAGGACAAGAUAAAAGUUCUACUACCCCAUCAACAUCCUCACAUCCUCCAACACAUCCUCCAGCAACAACCAGAAAGAUACAAAAAAAUAAAGAAAACCGAGAAUCAAAACCCAGAGCAAGAAGAAAAUCAGGAUGA
Molecule: messenger RNA, 1107 nt
Organism: Pelobates cultripes (western spadefoot toad)
Lineage: Eukaryota; Metazoa; Chordata; Amphibia; Anura; Pelobatidae
Source: the annotation of a GenBank genome assembly